Molecule: messenger RNA, 1372 nt
Organism: Glossina fuscipes
Lineage: Eukaryota; Metazoa; Arthropoda; Insecta; Diptera; Glossinidae
Product: gustatory and odorant receptor 22-like
Exons: 6
Coding region: 21-1364 (447 amino acids)
Biological process (GO): sensory perception of taste
Cellular component (GO): axon; dendrite; neuronal cell body
Source: RefSeq, a predicted model, not a curated record
UAAACUGAUGAAAAAUACUUAUGGAUAUUAUAACGGAACAAGAAUUCGACUCUGCUCUGGAUUUGUCUAUAUUAACAGAUGAUAUGGAAAAAUUGCUUAAAAGUGAAAAACGAAAAAAAUUCAUAAAAAAUUCAAAUCAUAAUCCUGACCUAAUGGAACGUUUGACCAUGCGUGCAAAACGUGCCAAAUUGAAAUCAAGGCAUGGCCAGACCGCAGAAUUAUAUGAUCAAUUUUAUCGAGAUCAUAAGUUAUUGCUAAAACUAUUUGUAAUACUCGGAGUGAUGCCUUUGGCACGGCAGGCGGGACGAGUAACUUUUAGUUGGAAAUCGUAUCAGAUGUAUUAUGCUUUCAUCUUUUACAUACUAACAACUUUGGUGGUUUUAAAAGUAGGUUCUGAGCGCGUCAAACUUUUGCGUAUAACCAACGAGUAUGACGAAUACAUUUACGCUAUAAUAUUCAUAUUGUUCCUACUGCCUCACUUUUGGAUUCCUUAUGUGGGCUGGGGUGUAGCCAGUCAAGUAGCAAAGUACAAAAGCAUGUGGGGUACAUUUCAAGUACGCUAUUACCGUGUGACGGGUACAACUCUAGUUUUCCCUACUCUUAAAAUAGCAAUUGUUAUUUUGUUUAUUGGUUGUGUUUUGCUUUCAAUUCUUUUUCUAUUUAGUCUCAGUCAGCUUUUAGAUGAUUUUUUACUCUGGCAUACUACUGCCUACUUUCACAUUAUAACGAUGAUUAAUAUGAACGCUGCCCUAUUUUACAUUAACUCGAAAGGUACGAAAAUUGCUUCGAAAAGUUUAUCGGAUUGUUUUAGAAAGGAUAUGCGAGUCGAAUGCAACUAUAUUAUGAUAAAACAAUACCGGCUUUUGUGGCUUAAUUUAAGUGAAAUUUUACAGGCGCUAGGCAAUGCCUACGCUCGCACUUAUUGCACUUAUUGUCUCUUCAUGUCGAUAAACAUUACCAUCGGUUCUUAUGGCGCAUUAUCAGAAAUUUUGGAAUUCGGUUUCUCUUAUAAAGUUUUGGGCUUAGUAGUAUUAACAAUUUACUGUGCUUCAUUGCUGUUUAUCAUCUGUGACUGUGCACAAAGUGCUACUUCCGUGAUGGCUGAAGGUGUACAAUCGACUCUGCUUUCGCUUAAUUUACUCCAACUGGACGUACAAACUCAAAAGGAAAUUGAUCAUUUCAUCUCGGCUAUAGAACUAAACCCUCCAGUGGUUAAUUUGCGAGGUUAUGCGUUAAUAAAUCGUGAACUAUUAACUGCGACUAUUUCAACUAUUGCGAUUUAUCUCAUAGUGUUGUUACAAUUUAAACUUAGUAUUGUGGCGCAAAAGUGUUUACAAGACUCGUUGCAAUCAGCUUACAAUUGAUGACCAUA